UUCGUUUCUGACCGUCAGACAUACCAGACGUGUUCUAGAUCUCCCACAAGAGGUCCGUUGCAGGAGAUUGUAUCCAAAUAUUCGUUUUUAUUUUCCGAUUUCCAAUUUCAUCGUUUACUUAUUUUCCAGGUGCAACAUAAAAGUAACCGGUGUGUUUUAUGCGCUGGCGCACUGCAAACGUUGGUACGAUGGAAAUACGAUACUAAUUUUAGUAAAUAUAAUGUGGAGGAAAAACUAUUUAGCAUAUUUAACAAGAGUCCACUAUAUUAUGUUAAAACCUUGAGAACCGAUAUUGAAUAAACGACGCAGCUUUUAUAAACAGUCCAACCUUUUAUAAGAAUAUUAAAUAGAAUUAGAUAGAAUAAACGAUAUGUUAUUCUAUCUGCUUAAUGCCUUUAGCAUUGCAUCAUUUGUAUUAGCCACAACUGGAGAAUCUACGCUUCCUGUAACUACAUGUAAACGCAAUUCAACUGAUUAUUCUGCCUGUUUAAAAAAUGCUAUAGAGGAAGCAUUGUCACGAUUAAUUCCAGGACUUCCAGAAUUUGAUUUUCCAUCGUUGGAUCCACUAUUUUACGAAUAUGGUACAGCGAUACUUGAUACAGGCGAUUUACGUGGAGAAGUAAUUAUGUCAAACGUCACUGCUAUUGGUUUAGCAAAAGUUCAUAUUUUGGAUGUAAGAACAAACUUUUAUGAUGAUGUUUUCCGUUUGGAAAUCGACACACAAGUACCAAAAUUGUUUAUAGAAGGUGACAUAAAAGUAAAUGGUACUGUAAGUGUAUUCAAAGCUCAUGGUAAAGGUUACUUUAAUAUGACUGGUGAUGAUAUUAGAACAACAUGGGAUAUAAUAGGACACGUAGUAAACGAUACAUUAAUUAUAAAACAUUUUUAUGCCAGUCCAUUGUUCACAAAAUUUAAAGUGUAUUUUGAUAUUUUCUCAAAUCAAAGCAAAAUAUUCAACGAUUUGAUUAUAACUUUUGUAAAUGAAUUCUGGCCGGCAAUACAUCGAGCAACAUUACCAAUAGCGACCAAAGUGUGGGACUCAUGGUUGACUAACUUUCCCAAUAAAUUAUUCUCGAAAGUUCCCUUUUCAAAAAUAUUUCCAUAAAACUAAUGUACGGAUUAUAUGUCAAAAAAAUGCAAAUUUCUUAUAAAAUUAAAAAUACAUUUAUCUUUGUAAACGUGAAUAAUAUAUGACAA
Molecule: messenger RNA, 1197 nt
Organism: Monomorium pharaonis (pharaoh ant)
Lineage: Eukaryota; Metazoa; Arthropoda; Insecta; Hymenoptera; Formicidae
Exons: 6
Coding region: 371-1105 (244 amino acids)
Source: RefSeq, a predicted model, not a curated record